Ictalurus furcatus (blue catfish) is the source of this 4293-nucleotide messenger RNA. It is a transcript of the gene thap7, whose product is annotated as THAP domain containing 7. Gene Ontology annotation, biological process: regulation of DNA-templated transcription. The transcript is spliced from 3 exons. Lineage: Eukaryota; Metazoa; Chordata; Actinopteri; Siluriformes; Ictaluridae. Gene Ontology annotation, cellular component: nucleus. Bases 533 to 2269 code for a protein of 578 amino acids. The record is from RefSeq and is a predicted model, not a curated record.
GAUGCCCAGACAUUGCUCUGUCACUGGCUGCAAGUCACGUGACAACAAAGAGGCUCGUUUCGCUGGAGUCACCUUUCACAGGUGAGUGAGAGCUGCUACUUUACUUAUGUCUUUCAUUUCUGAAUUGAUACGAAUAGAUUUUAAUGCGAGUACUUGUAAGGAAAAAUCCACCCAAGCGUGUGACCUUCAUGUGAACUGAUUUGGAGGGGCGGGGGUUUCCAUGGAAACUUCUUUCAUCGAAAUGUUGGUCUAUUUUCACUUUGAUCAAUAGUUGCGUACAUUACCCAACACGUGUUUUGACUACCAGUGGUGCAGUGGGAUUUAUCCCUCGCUUCACCUCUACCUAAAGAGAGCGAUGCAGCGGCGCUUUAGCAGCAUUUUCGCCAACAUCUUCGCCUUGAACGUCUUGUUGAACGUCUCCAUGUGACAUCAGAGCAGCACACAACUGCUAACGUCUCACAGGAAUAGCGAAAAUACAGCACCAACCAGAAUCACUAAACACAUCAGAAAUCCUUCAAUAUAAACAUAUUUAAUGUGCUUUGGGGAGGAGUUUCCCUUUAAAGUUGAAACAGUCUUUGUCUUUAUGCUGGCACAAUAUGCUUUUGUUUUUUUUCCUUUUCAUUUGAUUUUAAUGAUGUUUAGGUUGCCAAAGAAGGGAAACCCUCGCCGUACUACCUGGAUUGUCAAUGCUCGGCGCAAAGGUCCCGGAGGAAAAGGGCUUUGGGAGCCUCAGAGCGACUACAUCUAUUUUUGCUCCAAACAUUUCACCCCCGACAGCUUCGAACUCUCCGGAGUCAGCGGAUAUCGCAGACUGAAAGAUGAUGCCGUGCCCACACUGGUUGAAAUCCCUUCUGGGCAUAAAGGCAAAUCCUCUAGAGGAAGAGGAAAAACACAGAAUGAGGACAGACAGUUGAGCACCACGACCAGAGCUGAUAAAGAGAGCUCAGACAGUAAGGAGACCCAGAUUAAAGUGGCUCUGGUACACAUUGUUGGACAUGAAGAAGCUGAGAGCGUCAAGAUAACCAAAGAAGAACAUAAAAAUGAAAACGUCGCUCCAUUAUCUUUACCUUUACAAGAAUCUGCACCUGAUCAACCCACGGAAAUCCCCACUACUCCACCUUCCCCGUCUCGCUACAUGAGGCGCCUCCCUCCACCUCCCGGCUUUUACCUUGCCAAGGAGCACAGCUACGCGCAGCUCUGCCCGCUGGAGUGGCGGAAACGCUAUGAGAAAGCCACGGACAAUUUGGAAAAGGCGCUGCGUUUGCUCAGGGCCGCUCGUCGCCGGGAAAACCGUCUCCGACUCACAAUGCUGCGCCUCCAAGAGAGCAGACUCAAGCAGACUUUAUCUCAAAUUCAAGAUCGAAGGAAGGAGAGCCAUGAAAGCCAAACUCGGUCGAGUCGGGCUCGUCAGAGUGGGAAGCUGGCCAGACCAGGACAGGACAGGGGUCUGGAAGGGCUGGAAGAGAGUGAGAUAGAGGGCACAGGGGAAGAAAUGGAGCUUCUUACAGAGGAAAGUUGGAGGAAGGAACACGCUGCUAAGCUGAGGGAUGGCGUGGAAGACGAGGAAGGCUGCUGUUUUUAUUGUGGACGAGGAAGAGAGGACGAGGAAGCCAAAGAAGGCAGGGAUCAAGCGGGAUCUCAGAGAAGCACAGCGUUCCAAGGCAGAAGAGCAAGAGGAAGGAACAUGUCCAGCGUGUUAAGAGAAUCAAAGGGCCAAUCGAAACCUCCCGUGCAUCAGAACAUCAAUCCUGAGCAGCUUACCCUUCUUCACCCUCAGCCUGAAAUGCUCCUGCAGAUGCAUGCACUUUCUGGACCUACGCAAUCCACAGCAACGUUCCAAGACGUCACUUCUUCGCCUCAGCUACAGCACCUCCACCUCCUGCAACCCGAUCUGGGCCUUCUCCAUCCAGAUACGUCAACGACGGACAUCGGCGUGACCCAGAGCGAGGACGGAGGAGAUGGGAUGUGUCAUGUAUUUUUGGUUCCUGUGUCUUCUGAAACCAAAGAGAAGAGCAGGAUUGGUGGAGAAGGCUCCAUUCAGCAAACCCAUUCGAUACUGGUGACGGAAGAAACCUUGCAGCACGUGGUUAGCGAACAAGGAGACGGGCUAAACGUUCAGAGCGACGACAUGGGGCUGAGUCAUACCGCGCUGAAAAAUGACCAGCAGGCAAACGUCCGAGCCACGCUGGUGGGUGGAGACGUCACGCAGAGACUAAAGGAACAUCUGGAAGGGUUUCAGCUGCAGCUAAGCAGUGAAUUUAUCGAUUAGUUAUGCUGAUUUAUUUAUUUAUGUAUUCAUUCAUUCAGUCAUUUGCCUAACCAUACCAACUAUUUAACGUACUAUUGCUUACUUCCUGUACGAUAACUUACUCCGUUCUAUCUGGAGAAAUAAUCAUGACAUACACUUACCGCGUACUUUAUUAGAGACACCUGCUCAUUACAGUUAUCCAAUCAGCAACGCGUAAACUCUUUACGACCGUGGUGCACAGAAAAGCAUCUCCGAACGUACAACACGUUGUAACUUGACGCGGACGAGCCACUCCAGCAGAAGACCACAUCAGCUUCCACUCGUCUCAGACAAGAACAGGAACCUGAAGCUGCGGAAGGCCCGGGAUUCUCAAACUGCAACACUGGAAAAAGGCGAAAAUGACCUAACGAGUUCAUUAAACGCAUGACGAGCAGGUUUAAAGGUGUUCCUAAUAAACUGGACAGUGAGUGUACGUCACUUAAUUUGUGUACGUUGAGUUAACGUACUUUUUUUUACUCGCAUUUAAAAGUCCAUCGUGUUUUCGUCCGUGACUUCUAGCUCGCUCACGACGCGUAGCUACUGCGACGAUAACAACCUCUCGCUCUAAUAUUCGCGUAUCUGGCUUCUCAUAAAUACUUCAUAGUAUGUAACGCCCAAGCUAGCGAGUAGCUCACAAAUAUUUAGGUGUUUACUGAUGAGUCACUAAGAAAGAACUGACAGGGCUGGGUUAACAGCGAACUGAUUUACGGCCGUUUCUGUAGCGCGGCUGUGACUUCAGCGAAAAAAAAGAAAGCGAUAUGUAGCGUGAACUCGUUCAAUCUGGUGAACAAGGUGUCGUCGUUAUUCGUCAGUAUGAAAGAGGAAUACUCGGAAUGCAGUAUUUUAGGAAGUGUUCCAAAGCCUAGUUUUGUCGAGCGAUAUAAGGUUACUAAUUACUCGCAAGAUUUGUUAUUUUUUAAAAUUUUUUUUAACUUAUUUUCAUAAUUUGACCUUAAGUCAAGCUGUAAUUAUAGAUCAUACGUUUUCUCUCCAGAAUUUCUGUCAAUGUGGAUAAGUGUGUGUGUGUGUGUGUGUGUGUGUGUGUGUGUGUGUGUGUGUGUGUGUGUGUGGCUGAUUUAAAAGAAAAGAUGACUUUGGAGGAUGUACUAUAUUGGAACAAAUGAUUUAAUGUCCCUCUUUGAGCACUUGUUUUUCAUUCAUAAAUAAACUUAUUAUUAUUAUUAUUAUUAUUAUUAUUAUUAUUGUUAUUAUUAGAAUUUUUUUUACAAAUAAAAGUUUUGAUGCGUUCUUCAUGAGCAACGUCUUCACUUUUGUUCGGUUCUCAUUUCGCCGAGGAAAUAACGUUCCGAUGCCCUUUAUCUUUACGUACCUCGUUACGUACUUUACAAGUCGCACACACUGGAUAUCGCUUCAGCGUUCUGAUUUCCUUUUCGUUUUGUAGACGAAUUGUAAAAUACAGUUUCCUUUUUCCUCUCCGAGAGACGCACGCGACCGUAGUUCAAGCCAGAAUUAGUGUUGCUUAUUAAGUAUUAUUGUAGAAAUAAGUGUUCCGGAUGAUGAGGAAGAAUUGUUUUGAACCUGUAGUUAAUCACAUACCUGUCUAAAGUAUACACGAUCCAUAUGCAGAAGGAUUUCUAACUGUUUAUUUUCUUUUAUUUAUCUUCGGUAAACUCUUUAUCCCGAUCAGGGUCGCGGUGAAUCCCUGGAACAAUGGGCAUCUGGGGUGAAUCGGACACACACAUUCGCACGUAGGGGCGAUUUAGGGCCGCCAGUCCACGUAGCGACGUGUUUUUUUUGGAGGUGGGAGGAAACCAGAGAACCCAGAGCAAAGAUGAAGAGGAGUGAAUGAUGACGAAGGAACAAUAAAGAAAUGAUUUUCCAACCAAAAAGGCUUUUACAUUUGAGCGUGACUUCACCAUGAGAUAAACAUUUUAUUCUAACAAGGUGAAGAGGUUUUUGGUUUUAUGAAGUAUGCAAAUUUAUGAGGGGGGUUUUAAUUAAGUAUGCAAAUGUGUGUGGGUUUUAAUGAAGUAUGCAAAUCUAUG